GCAAGCUCUGAUCAAUCCCAGGCAUUUUAGUGGUCUUUUUAAUGUUUUCUGCUGUGAAACGUUUCCAAGCCCCCGUGGAAAUUACGUACGAGAACAUGCGUUUCCUGAUCACUCACAACCCAACCAACGCAACCCUCAGCAAGUUCAUCGAGGAGCUGAAGAAGUACGGAGUGACCACCUUGGUGCGAGUUUGUGAUGCCACUUAUGAUCAAGCCCCUAUCGAAAAAGAAGGAAUCCAGGUUCUAGACUGGCCGUUUGAUGAUGGAGCACCACCCCCGAAUCAGAUCGUUGACGACUGGCUAAACCUGCUGAAAACCAAAUUUCGCGAGGAGCCGGGCUGCUGUGUCGCUGUGCACUGCGUCGCCGGGCUGGGAAGGGCUCCUGUUCUGGUUGCACUUGCUCUCAUUGAAUGUGGGAUGAAGUACGAAGAUGCAGUUCAGUUUAUACGGCAGAAAAGGAGGGGAGCUUUCAAUUCCAAACAGCUGCUUUACCUUGAGAAAUACCGACCUAAGAUGCGAUUACGCUUCAAAGACGCCAACGGUCACUGCUGCGUUCAGUAAACCCCAAGGAAAUCUCAGACGAAGGCAGAAGCUGGCAUGGCUGUUUUCUGGACUCUUGGCACCUGGAAAUGUGAAUCUGGAAUCAAACUACGUCAUCAAGUUAGUGGUGGAGUCAGGGCUCCGCAGCCUCUGUCCU
This is a messenger RNA of Eurypyga helias (sunbittern), 696 nucleotides long. RefSeq names its product protein tyrosine phosphatase type IVA, member 2 (gene PTP4A2). Gene Ontology annotation, biological process: protein dephosphorylation; positive regulation of cell migration. Gene Ontology annotation, molecular function: protein tyrosine phosphatase activity. The coding region runs from base 42 to 560 and encodes 172 amino acids. NCBI's taxonomy places the organism in Eukaryota, Metazoa, Chordata, Aves, Eurypygiformes, Eurypygidae. The record is from RefSeq and is a predicted model, not a curated record. Gene Ontology annotation, cellular component: nucleus. The transcript is spliced from 6 exons.